GCGGAUAUAGCUACGAACGAACGCAAGUUUCGUAAGCGACGGCGGCAGUUACAACGGCGAAAGAGAGUAAAUCCGAAUUUCGGGGAAGCUCUACCCCGCGCUAGGUGGGAUGUCAUAGCUACAUAUAUGCUGUCAUUCCCUCGUAGCUUCAAGUCUAGACUUUGACGCCCAAAACACCUGAACUUUACGCCUUAACCACGCAAAAAGAUUAAAAUGACUCGAGUACUACUUACCGGAGGAAGCGGCUUCAUCGCUGCGCAUACGCUCGAUAUCCUCCUAGACCAUGGACAUAGUGUAGUCACCACGGUGCGCACCCAGGAGAAGGCGGACAAGAUCAAGGAAUCAUACAAGAGCUACGUCGACAAGGGCCAAUUGAGCUUCGCCAUUGUUCCGGAUAUCGCUCAACCAGAUGCUUUCGAGAAGGCUGUUAUCUCAGACCCUCCAUUCGAAGCUGUGCUUCACACUGCCAGCCCGUUCCACUUCAAUGUCACUGAUGUCCAGAAAGACCUGAUUGACCCUGCUGUCAUUGGAACAACUGGCAUCUUGAAGUCAAUCAAGAAGAGUGCGCCCUCCGUCAAGAAUGUCGUCAUCACAUCCUCGUUCGCCGCCAUUGUAAACGGAAGCAAAGGUUUCUGGCCAGGACACGCAUACUCUGAGGACGACUGGAACCCGAUCACACAAGAAGAAGCCACGGAGAACCCCAUGAUGGGAUACCGUGCCAGCAAGACGUUCGCUGAGAAGGCUGCGUGGGAAUUUGUUGAGAAGGAGAAGCCCAACUUCACCGUCUCCACGAUUAACCCACCGAUGGUAUUUGGGCCAAUUGUCCACGCUCUUGACAGCCUUGACAACAUGAACACCUCGAACCAGCGCAUUCUAUCUGCGGCACAAGGCAAGUUUAAGGACGAAAUCCCACCCAGUGGUGUGCAUCUGUGGGUGGAUGUUCGGGACGUCGCAGAGGCACACGUAGCUGCAUUCGAGAAACCGGAAGCAGCCAACAAGCGCUUCUUCGUUACGGCCGGAUACUUCUCCAACAAGGAGCUAUGCCAGAUCAUUAAGAAGAACUUCCCCGACUUCAAGGACCUGCCAAGCGACUCAACACCUGGCGGCGACUACCCAGAAGGCACACCUGAGAAGGGCCUCUACACAUACAACAAUAAGCGCUCCAUCGACAUCCUUGGUCUCAAGUAUAAGACUUUCGAGCAGUCGAUCGUCGACUCUGUCAAGUCCUUCCAGAAGAAGGGAUUGUAGAUGGCCGCAUCGAUUAUUCGGAAGGAUAGAUGAACGGGAACAACGGUAUUCGAUUGGCUAUGUACCCUAUUUGGAUGGCGCGCUUGUUUGAGCGGCAAAGCAUCGGUCGCGUGCAUGGCAAUCUGAAGAAGACAUGUUAGCAUAUGCCAUCUCCAUGUAAUAGACAAUACAGAGUGUGUAUGGGCAAUCAGCCUGUUGAGCUUGAAAUUUUUUGGACUUCACCGUCUUUGACUCGGAAGUUAUCGUUUGUGUUGAUCAUCAUAAUGCAGGAGUGGAGAGAGAUGGUGAUAACUUACCGAUGAGUAUUGCGACGCGACGCUGACCACAACAUAGGUGCUGCAUAAAGCUGUUGAUGGCCAGCGUUGAUGUG
Messenger RNA from Alternaria rosae, 1618 nucleotides. RefSeq lists its product as uncharacterized. The transcript is spliced from 4 exons. Lineage: Eukaryota; Fungi; Ascomycota; Dothideomycetes; Pleosporales; Pleosporaceae. The record is from RefSeq and is a predicted model, not a curated record. Bases 214 to 1248 code for a protein of 344 amino acids. Gene Ontology annotation, molecular function: oxidoreductase activity, acting on the CH-OH group of donors, NAD or NADP as acceptor.